Molecule: messenger RNA, 3344 nt
Organism: Closterium sp. NIES-65
Lineage: Eukaryota; Viridiplantae; Streptophyta; Zygnematophyceae; Desmidiales; Closteriaceae
Source: the annotation of a GenBank genome assembly
UGGCCAUUCUACAGCAGAUUGCCAGCAUGGGGAAUCCCAAUCAAGCGCCCUUCAACACGUGGACGGGUGGCGACCCUUGUGGGGCGCCAUGGGAUGGUGUCAGGUGUUCUGCUGGCGGUGGCAGUUACGACGUGGUUACCGAACUCUUUCUCGAGGAUGCAAAGCUGACUGGCACCUUGCCGCCUUCCCUCUUCGACCUCACAUCCCUACACACAAUCAAUCUCGGCAAGAACCCAGGCCUGCAGGGCUCCAUACCAACAAACCUUGGGAACCUCGUGCAACUGACCAUGCUCAACCUGCAGGGCUGCAAUCUCUCAGGCCCCGUUCCCACCUCCAUAGGCAAUCUGACCCAACUCGUCUACUUCCUGGUGGCUCAGAACCAGCUUUCCGGACCUCUGCCGGACCAGUUUGGGCUGCUGCCGAAGCUGUUUCAGAUCGACAUUAUAGACAAUCACUUCAGUGGCACCCUGCCCACGUUUGCUGGGGCAUCUAGUUUAGUGCACCUCCACAUGAGUCGCAAUCACCUCUCAUCCAUCCCUGGUGAAAUUGCACAAUUGCCAAGCCUACAGCAUUUAAUCGUGGACGGUAAUCGAAUUGUUCAGCCGUUUCCCCUCUCCCUCAACGGAUCGGCCCUCAGUGUUAUUUAUUGGAGUGGCAACACCAUCACCGAGCCUAUGCCCUUGGUUUGGAAUCUUCCAAAUCUGAAGGACUUCCUCGCCAGCAACUGCAGCAUUCCACAACAGACGCUGAUCUCCUUCCCCCAGUCUAAGUCCCUCGCCAAUCUGGAUCUGAGUCAGAACAAUUUCUGGGGUUAUAUUUCCGCCUCUCACUUCACUGACAGCCCCAACCUCGUCAACCUCAACCUUGCCAACAACGCACUGCAGGAUUCCGUCCCUCCUGAGAUCAACCAGGCAGCCAACCUGCAAUCCCUCUUCCUCUCAGGCAAUCGCCUCACGGGCAGGCUGCCAGACCUGUCAGGCCUCAGCAAGGCAGUGUCUCUCUCCUUUUACGACAACCUCCUCACUGGCCCUCUCCCCCGCCUCAACCGCUCCGACAUCACGCUGCAGCUAUACGGCAACCCGCUCUGCUCGCCCUACACUCCCGACAAGCAAGCCCCCUGCUCCCCACCAGCCGACCUCACGCAGUACACUGCACCCUCCUUCUGCCAGGGCUUCGCCUGUGAGGGCGACCUCUACAGCCCCAGCAUGCCGCUCUUUCAGCAGUCCAGCCUCUGCAUCUGCGUGUCGCCACUGCGCGCUGACGUGGCGCUCUACCUGUCGUCCUACGUGGUGUUUAAUCAAGCGCUUGUGGACCGGCUCGAGGAGAUUCUGUUUCAGGAGCUGGUCGGCGGCAAGUUUGGGCUCAAUAUCACCAAGUCGCAGGUGCUAAUCUCAGCAAUCAAGUCCCCUUCAUCUCUCCCCUCCCUCGCCUCCACCUUUGCAUCGGACCACACCACACACGAGUCCACCACCACCGUCUCAAUCCUCUUCUUCCCUCCGGUCGGGGACGACAGCUGGUACCCGCGCGACCUCCCAAAGGGCAUCAAGCAGGCGCUCUCGCUGCGUAACACCGACCCCACGCAGCAGAUGAACCUCAGCGAUUGCAACCUACAAUCCCCAUCACAACCAUCGCAGCAGGCCUCGUCUGGGCUGAGCACUGGCACCGACGCGGGCGUCUCCUCCUUGUCUACCUCUCUUCCUCUCCUUGUAUCCCUCUCUUCCUCUCCUUCCUACAAUCCUCCAGCGCAGCAAUCGUCGUCUGGGCUGAGCACUGGUGCCAUCGUGGCCAUCUCUGUGUGCUCCGCUGCCGUUGCCAUUGCCCUCAUUGUGGCUCUGCUCAUGCGCCCCUGGGCGAGACGAGGGUGGAGCAAUGCGGAUUACGAGGCACUGGAGGGCAUCAACCUGCAGCAUGCGCGGCGCUACUCCCUGUGGCAACUAGCAGAGGCGACUCAUGGCUUUGAUGACUCGGCGGUUCUGGGAGAGGGAGGAUUCGGAACGGUGUAUCGGGGAGUGCUGAACGGUGAGCCGGUGGCGAUCAAGAAGGCGAAUGAGAAGCGGCGGCACGACGGGGUGGAUUUCAAGAACGAGAUCGAGAUGCUGACGGCGGUGUCGCACGGCAACCUCGUGAAGCUCACCGGCUUCUGUGUGGAGAAGGACGAGCAGCUGCUCGUGUUCGAAUUCAUGGAGGGGGGGGCGCUGGACGCCUGGAUCAAAGGAAAGACGGGGCGCGUUUUAUCAUGGAAGGAGAGGAUGCGGAUUGCUCUUGAUGCCGCUAGUGCGCUGCACUACUUGCACAAGGAGAUGAGGCCCGGCAUCAUCCACCGCGAUAUCAAGCCGGCCAACAUUCUGCUGACAGCAUCGCUGGAAGCCAAGGUGGCGGACUUUGGCAUUUCCAAGUCGCUGCCAGAAAAGGGAGAGCUGGUGCAGGAGGAAAUCAUCGGCAGCAAGGGCUACAUCGACCCACACUUUGCGGUGUCGGAGGUGCUGACGGAGCGCAGUGACGUGUUCAGCUUCGGGGUGGUGCUGCUGCAGCUGGCCACGGGGCAGCCGCCCGUCAUUCAGGGAGUGCCGCUCAGCCAGGUCGUGCUGCACCUCGCCUUCGGCCCCCAAGGCCUCUCCGCUGCUGUCGACCCCAAACUCUCCCACUUCCUCCGCGCCCGGGGGGAUCCCACUGCUGCUGCUGCUCCUGCUGCUGCCUCCGCUGCUGCUGCUCCAGCUGCUUCUGCCGCUGUUGCAAAAACUAGCUCUACUGGUGCUGCUGCCGCUGCCGGUGCUGCUGCUGCCGCUGCUGCGGGUGGGGAAAUGAGUGCGGGGGAGAUGGUGGAGGGGUUGGAAGAGACGUUCGGCACGUUCCUGCGGGUGGCGCUGUGGUGCACGGCAGAGCACCCCUCGCUUCGUCCCGACAUGGAGCAGGUCGUAUCUGCGCUGCGCAGCAUCAGGGACCAUCUCCGGGCGCUACCUGGGGGAGGCGCUGCUGCUGACAGCUCACUUCCCCACCAUGCUGGCAGUGCAGCAGCAGCAGGUGCAGGUGCAGGUGCUGGUGCUGCUGGUAGUGUGGGGCCUGCAGGAGCUAUCCCUAGUGGCGCCAAUGGUUACAACGCACCUGCUGGUAACCAGCGAGCUUCAGCAGCAGCAGGGUUCAGCCCAGGGGGGAGAUCUCCUGAGACUGGGCUCACAGGGGCACCGUCUAGUAUGACCACUCUGUGGAACCCCAUGGGGGAUUCUUCGUCCGGUCAACCCGGGUCAAACUGGUCAAACCUGGGUGAGGAGCAGACGACGUUGAUGGACGGGUAUGGCGACACGGGCACACAGAACCAAACCUUGACAGGGCCGCGUGCCCGAUAG